This is a messenger RNA of Alligator sinensis (Chinese alligator), 911 nucleotides long. RefSeq names its product protocadherin-9-like. NCBI's taxonomy places the organism in Eukaryota, Metazoa, Chordata, Crocodylia, Alligatoridae. The transcript is spliced from 2 exons. The coding region runs from base 4 to 474 and encodes 156 amino acids. The record is from RefSeq and is a predicted model, not a curated record.
UCCAUGUGCCUGGAGGAUGGUGCCCCUCUACCCUGUCUUCCACCUUAUGUCUGUUUCAGUGGUUUCCUAAACAGGGAUGUUCUCAUAAAUGUACAGCAGAAUGGGCCUCUUGGUCCACGAGGAUUAGCUGAAGCCACAGAAAUGUGCACUCAAGAAUGCCUAGUUUUGGGUCACUCUGAUAACUGUUGGAUGCCUCCUGGCCUGGGUCCAUACCAGCAGCCAAAGUCUCCUCUCUCCACCUUUGCACCUCAAAAAGAAUGGGUUAAGAAGGACAAACUAGUGAAUGGACACACAUUGACAAGAACCUGGAAAGAAGAUAGCAACAGAAACCAGUUCAGUGAUCGAAAGCAGUAUGGUUCCAGUGAGGGCCAUUUCAACGCUGGCAAUCACAUGACUGAUAUUCCUUUGGCUAACUUGAAGUCUUAUAAACAGGCUUCAGGAGCUGUUGAGAGUCCAAAGGAACACCAGCUAUAAAAAAUGGUUACUUUGGACCAAUGACUUUAGCCUACGUAGACUUGCUAAUACUGUGUGUGUGUCAGAGCUUUAUGUACUGGGUAGACCUCUAGAACUAUGCUUCAUAUAGCAGAUAUGCAUAUCUUUAUGUUAGCACCAUGGAGGGUAUGAUGUCCUGCAACACAAAAGAGCAUUUCUGCUAAUUAUGUGGUUUUGUUAAAUGGACAUGAUUAAACUCUACAGAGAUCUCUCCAGUUUGCAAAUAUCGUUUUUUGUUUGUUUGUUUGUUUUUUGACCCUGGACUGCUGCUAUGAACAAUGGAAGAUGCAUUUGGAGAGCAAAAGAAUGAGAGAAAAAGUUCAGUGGACUGCAAUGAUUGAAAAGCAUAUCCAGUUAGAAAAUUGUGCUCUUGUUGUCAUUGAUCUGUGCUGGGACCGCUAUACUUGACAUCAUACUAC